Leucoraja erinaceus (little skate) is the source of this 6234-nucleotide messenger RNA. It is a transcript of the gene mindy4b, whose product is annotated as MINDY family member 4B. Lineage: Eukaryota; Metazoa; Chordata; Chondrichthyes; Rajiformes; Rajidae. Bases 611 to 2029 code for a protein of 472 amino acids. Gene Ontology annotation, biological process: protein K48-linked deubiquitination. The transcript is spliced from 13 exons. Gene Ontology annotation, molecular function: cysteine-type deubiquitinase activity; K48-linked deubiquitinase activity. The record is from RefSeq and is a predicted model, not a curated record.
UGGCAGGCGCGGUGAAAGUCCGCUAUAACCAAAAUCCGUUGCAAAGUGGUCCGUAAAACGAGAUUAAUUGCUCAAACCUUUUACCAGCUGCUGCUGCUGCCUUUGUCCAUUGUUCGGUACAACUCUAACACAUUAAUGAUACUGCAGAUGUAAUCUGAGACUAGUUGCCCAGUGAACGUGGUAAACAGUUUACCUCGGCCAUAAUUCAAUUUGUUCCUUGGUAUCACUUCCUUCAACCCAAACAAAUUAAGUAUUAAAUCACUGUGAUUUCUUGCAAUAAUGUUGGAAUGCAAUUCCCCUCUUAAACCAUCUUAAAGCUCACCCACGGGGAUACAGGGGGUCAGCUCUUGAUAAGAGACACGCCCCUCCUUUGUAAUAAUCAAUAAAGCAAGAUAUUUAAAUCCGACAAGUCGGAGAGAGAGUUUUAUUUUCCCGGGCACAGCUCAGAGUGAACUCAGCGCAAGUCACACCCGCUACGGGAGCUGCGUGCCUGCACUCGCCAGAGUUACACACUGCUAGGGAUCGCAGAGGCAAGGCUGAGUGUUCAGCAUUCAGUCCCCACUGGCACCUGCAGUCUCCAUCUGUACUCUCCUCCGGAUAUUGCUCACAGAUGGACAAGGAACUGGGCAAGCGAGAUGGCCACUUCAAUGAACAAGACUUGGAUGCAAUCACCAGCAAGAUUGGCAAUCUCAGCAAGUGGCGAGGAAUCUUCAGCCAACAAGGAUUACAAUUCAAGGACACGGUUGUGAAGCAGAAAUAUCCAGACAGCCGCAAAGUGGAAGGUGAGAGUGAAGAUGGUGCAGGGGCAUCCCCCGGUGGCAGUGCCAAACCUAGUGGGUACCUCGUUCAAUUCAACGCGCCCUAUUCCAUCCCAAAAACAUUCCUUGUGUCCACCAGCCUGGGUGGCUUGCCCAUCACAUUGGAGGAGGCAGUGGCUCUAAGGAAGAUUCUUUUUGGGACGGCAUUUCAAGUUUUCAAUUACGAAUGGAGGAAAUCCCACUUCAGAUUCCGAGACCCUUACUCAGACUUGUCGUAUGCUCUGGAGGCAGAAAGGGGUGGUGCAAGAUCUGUUCAGAUGGCCGUGCAAGCUUUCAUCCUCAAACACUUACUGUUCACAAGAAAUAGUGAAGUGGAGGACCACAAUGAUAAACGCAUGAUAAAAGUGAGCAAAAAAGAGCAGGAAAAGGCUUUGGCGGCUGCAAUCUCUGACAUUUUGUGGACAGCGGGAGAAGGAGCCCAGAGCUUUGUUUGUUUGGUGACCACUGAAUGUUGUUUUGCUCCUGCAAUCAAUUACAAAAUCGAUACCUACACAGAGCGGCUUCAGCUCUUUAGCUUCACUGAUAAGGCAAAGCUCCAGCAGUUUGUGAUGGAACAGAUCCACUGUUUUAAAGGUGAGGGAAGUCAUGGGGCCAUUCUAUUCCUCUACAGUCUACUCUUCUCAAGGACUCUGGAAAAGCUGCAUAAAGAUUUAGAUCAUACAACCCCCUAUCUCCUGCAGUUAAGCCUCGGUAACUUCACUUGUCGGCAAGCACUUAUAAAUCUCAUGCUCACUGGAAGAGCCAGUCCAAACGUUUUCAAUGGUGACCUUCAGUCUGAUGACCAGGGUAACUUGCUGAGAGAUCCACAGCAUGGAAUCCUUACUCGAGGUGAUGUGGGCUACCUCUACUGGAAUAGACACGAGAUGGACCAUGAUAAACUCCCACAGGUGGGAAGCAUGCUGAAAACUCCCAAGCUGCCAAUUUGGCUUUGCAACAUCAACAGUACUUUCAGCAUGCUGUUCAGCACGAAGAGGCAGCUCCUGUCUGACUGGAAAAUGGAACAUCUCUUUGAUUUGUAUUUCUACACCGGCCAGCCAUUACAGGCAAAGGCAGUCAAACUCACGAUAGAUACUCACUCCCAUCAUUGGGAAGAGGGGAUGCACGAGGAGGAAGAUGAUCCAGAGAAAAGAUUUCCUUCGGUGUUGAUGACCGUCCGUACUAAGUGGGAAGGAGCUGUUGUGGACUGGAAUGGGACUAUCCCAUUUUACUGAAGCAGGGACAUCACCGAACUGUGUUGGGCAAUAGCAGGCAAUUGGCCAAGCCUGUGGUACUGGGAAACUAGAGAUAGGCAACUUCAAAUUCACAGUUCCCGAAUACGGCACAAAUCACAUCCCUAUUUGAUCCCAACAUGUGUUUCCAUUCUGGCUUUAGACUUUAGAGAUACGGCAUGGAAACAAGCCUUUUAGCCCACCCAGUCCACGCCGACCAGCGAUCACCCUGUGCACUAACAUUAUCCUACACACUAGGGGAAAUGUUACAGAAGCCAAUUAACCAACAAACAUGUACAUCUUUGGAGUGCGGGAGGAAACCGGAGCACCCGGGUCAGGAUUGAACCCAGGUCUCUGGCGCUGUAAGGCAGCAACUCGGCCACUGUGCUGCUGUUCUUAGAAUUUCUCAUCCUUUUCACAAGGGUUGCCUCAGUUGAAUCAUCAAAAAAUUUUAUUCCUGCUAACUCACUAAAAGGUUGGACUUUCUAUGAGGCACAGCAAAUAUGCUAGAUCCUAUAGGACUAUCAAAUCACCCUGGUAGUUACAUCUGCCUCUGCACCCUUCAUCUCAAAGGAAUUUUCUCACAAACUUGCUGGUAAUGGCUUAACAACAGAUACCUGGAUUUCAGUGAUUGGGGGUAACCAGCAAGCCGUCUCUUGAUAAGAAUUAAUGUUAGAAUUGGAAUAUAAACUUUGGAAGGGAUGAAAAGGAGGGUGAAUUUAAAAAGGAUCGACACAAUAUCAAGUUACAAACACCAAAAGAUACUAAGAAAGGAAGAACAUUUGGAUUCAUAGAAAAGAUUGAAAAUGGACCGGGAUAUUAAGAUUUUACUUUAGUGACACAGCGCGCAAACAGGCCCUUUGGUCCACCGAGUCCACGUCAACCAAUUGUAAUCCCAUGCACUUACAAUAUAAUGCACAUGAGGAAUAAUAUGCAAAUUUACAGGUCAAUUAUCCUACAAACUCCGUCUCUGGAGUUUGGGAGGAAACCGGAGCAUCCGGCGUAAACCUGCAUGGUCACAGGGAGAACAUACAAACUCCGUACAGAUGGCACCCGUAAUCAGGAUCAAACCCGACUCUCUGAGGUUGUAAAGUAGUAACUCUACUGCUGCGCCUCUUUGCCACCCUGAUAUAGAAAAAUAUCUUUAAAAUUUGAAAAUUUUAAAUGUCCCACUAAAAUUCAAAAUAUGAAGGAAUAUGCCGCUACACUUUGAAUAGUUGUGCUUCAGUCUCAGAGAGGUUAACUAACUGUUGUUAAACACUAAAGAUAUUAUUGCUUACACUUAUAAUGGCAGGAAUUAACUAUCUGAGGCAAGCUUAAUACUGAAUUACUGCAAAAAUAAUGUUAAUAAUGAAAUUCUGUUUCAUUAAGUUUCUCAUUUAAUACUAUAAGCUAGAAUAUUUUGACCAGUUACAAUCUUCAGUUGAUACUGAUUGUCCUCCAGACAUUGCUAUGCAGAAUAUAGAAAAGUACAGUAUAGGUAAGGCCCUUCGGCCCACAAUGUUAGUGAUGAACUUGAUGCCAAGAUAAACUAAUCUGCCUGCACAUGAUCCAUACCUCUCCAUUCCCUGCAUAUCCAUGUUCCUGUCUAAAAGCCUCUUAAACGACACUAUCAUACCUGCCUCCACCACCACCCCUGGCAGUAGUUCACAGGCACCCUCCACUCUUUGUAUUAAAAAUUACCCCUCACAUCUCCUUUAAUCUUUGUCGCUCUCACCUUACAGAUCACGUGGGGAACCUAAUUCUUGAAUUUCCAAGAAUUGCAGUUGAAAGGAAAUUAAACACUGAGGAAGAUUGUGAGGAACAGGAAAUUAAAAAAGUUAUGUCGUACAAAAUCUAAAGGGAAAGAAACAGUAUUUACAAAGUUAAUGGCUUAUUAUGCUUUAUUAUGUGAGGACAGAUCUGUCUCCACCAGUACUGUACCCCCGUGUUAUACAGUAGUAGACCUGUCCCCACUGGUAAUGUAUCCCAGUGUUAUACAGCAACAGACCCGUCCCCACUGGUGCUAUACCCCAAUGUUAUACAGUGACAGACCCUCCACCCCCCCAGCAGUAUUGUACCCCAGUGUUAUACAAUGACAGACCUGUCCCCUCCAGUACUAUAUCCCAGUGUUACACAGUGACAGACCUGUCCCCUCCAGUACUAUAUAUCCCAGUGUUACAUAGAGACAUAUCUUAGUCCAUUAGUUCUGCGACCACCUGCAAUAUACCCCAGGGUUAUAUAAAGAUAGACUAGGUGUAUUUUGUUAAUAUUCUACAGAACCUAGAUGGAUCAAGGAACUGAGACACAGUUCAGUCAUGAUCCCACUGAAUGCUUCAAUAGACUCGAGAGUUCAAAUUUCCUCUUCCUGGUUUCAUGUUACUAAACCCAGGAGAAGAUUCAUAGCAGCAUUAAAUAUAUUUGCGUUUUGUGAAAGAGAAGUUUUUUGGUCAUUGUUUUUUUUUUUAAAUGUGGACAUAAAGCAGAGGAUUUUGUUUGUCUCACAGACUGUAAUUGUCAAAGAAGUAAGAGUCUGUUAUCUUCAGAGUGAACGCUGGGAAGAAGUGCCUUGUGAGUGCGGAUGUGUUGGUGACAAUGGCCCGAGUCUAAGGGAUGGACAAUUGGAAACAAGAGACCAUACAAAUCAAACCUUCAAGAAUUUUAAAUACUGUAUGCAUAUACAUGGGUAUAAUAUAACCAUAUAACAAUUACAGCACGGAAACAGGCCAUCUCGACCCUUCUAGUCCGUGCCGAACACAUAAUCUCCCCUAGUCCCAUAUACCUGCGCUCAGACCAUAACCCUCCAUUCCCUUCCCAUCCAUAUAACUAGCCAAUUUAUUUUUAAAUGAUAAAAACGGACCUGCCUCCACCACCUUCACUGGAAGCUCAUUCCACACAGCUACCACUCUCUGAGUAACGAAGUUCCCCCUCAUGUUACCCCUAAACUUCAGUCCCUUAAUUCUCAAGUCAUGUCCCCUUGUUUGAAUCUUCCCUACUCUCAGUGGGAAAAGCUUUUCCAUGUCAACUCUGUCUAUCCCUCUCAUCAUUUUAAAAACCUCUAUCAAGUCCCCCCUUAACCUUCUGCGCUCCAAAGAAUAAAGUCCUAACUUGUUCAACCUUUCUCUGUAACUUAGUUGCUGAAACCCAGGCAACAUUCUAGUAAAUCUCCUCUGUACUCUCUCUAUUUUGUUGACAUCCUUCCUAUAAUUAGGCGACCAAAAUUGUACACCAUACUCCAGAAUUGGCCUCACCAAUGCCUUGUACAAUUUUUAACAUUACAGGUAGACAGUCAGAACCUCGUUCCCCAGAGUGGAAAUGUCCAGCACUAGAGGGUUAUGUGGCAAUGAAUUCCACAGAGUCACCACCCUCUGAAACUCUUCCUCAUCUCCUCUCUAAAGGUACAUCCUUUUAUUCUGAGGCUGUGCCCUUUGAUCCUAGACUCUCCCACUUGAGGAAACAUCCUUUCCACAUCCACUAUAUCCAGGCCUUUCACUAUUCUGUAAGUUUCAAUGAGGAGCUCCCUCAUCCUUCCAAACUCCAGCAAGUACAGGCCCAAUGCCGUCAAACGCUCAUUAUAUGUUAACUCAAGUAUUUCUGGGAUCAUCCUUGUAAUGAUCAGUAACAUUUAGUUGGUUCAGUAGCAUUUACAUUACUAACACUAAGUAUUCUGAAUCCACUAUCAAUCAAGUUGAUGCAACUUUAUCAGAUGAGGAGAUUUGCCGAUCCUUGAUCAACAAAAGUCAAUUUCAAGCCUUUUAAAUUGCUUUGUAUGAACUUUAUCUCCUUUUCAAACUAAUACAGUAUUUCUCCCAUAGAUGGCACUAAACAGCCGCUGUGUUAAGAUUUAAUAAAUAAUUGCUUUAACACAGUCUUCUGCAGUGACACUGCAUCAGUGAUUACCAAAUUCUGCAGCAUUUCAGGGGGAAGGGAAAGAGCCUUAGUCAAGUUAUACUCACGCUCAGCCAAGUCAAAUUAACGUUGCAAGUUCCUGAAAUCCAUCCAGCUGCAACCUCCUGUGUUAUAUAGUAAUCGAUCAACAACGGAGGCUUUGGAAUAGCUCAUUUCAAGCUCAUUUCAAGUCCAUUUCUUCUCACCCCUCUUAUUUCUCUGCUUUCGCCCUGAAGUUCUAGGGUAAGGGAAUCAAGUCAAGAGUGUUUUAUUGUCAUUUGUCCAAGACAGAACAAUGAAAUUCUUACUUGCAGCAGCACAACAGAAUAUGUAAACAUAGU